Eufriesea mexicana is the source of this 1657-nucleotide messenger RNA. It is a transcript of the gene RtcB, whose product is annotated as RtcB RNA ligase. Lineage: Eukaryota; Metazoa; Arthropoda; Insecta; Hymenoptera; Apidae. Gene Ontology annotation, molecular function: RNA ligase (ATP) activity; RNA ligase (GTP) activity. Gene Ontology annotation, cellular component: tRNA-splicing ligase complex; nucleus. Gene Ontology annotation, biological process: tRNA splicing, via endonucleolytic cleavage and ligation. The record is from RefSeq and is a predicted model, not a curated record. The transcript has 8 exons. The coding region runs from base 17 to 1537 and encodes 506 amino acids.
UAUACUAUAAAUAAAAAUGGUAGUUCGACAAUAUCAAGAAGAGUUAAAAUAUUUAGAAAAAAUAAAUGAUACAUGCUGGAGGAUAAAAAAAGGUUUUCAACCUAAUAUGAAGGUUGAGGGUGUUUUUUAUGUAAAUAAUACAUUAGAACGUUUAAUGUUUGAUGAGUUAAGAAAUGCAUGUAGACCUGGAGCAGUAGGUGGGUUUCUCCCAGGUAUGAAACAAAUUGCUAAUGUCGCUGCUCUUCCUGGAAUUGUUUGGAGAUCUGUUGGAUUACCUGAUGUACAUUCUGGAUAUGGUUUUGCUAUUGGUAACAUGGCAGCAUUUGAUGUAAAUGAUCCAAAAUCUAUAGUAUCACCCGGUGGUGUAGGAUUUGAUAUAAAUUGUGGAGUACGAUUAUUAAGAACUAAUCUUUUCGAAAAAGAUGUUGUACCUGUAAAGGAACAACUUGCACAGAGUAUGUUUGAUCAUAUUCCUGUUGGUGUUGGUUCAAAAGGAAUUAUACCUAUGAAUGCACAUGAUUUAGAAGAAGCCCUAGAAAUGGGAAUGGAUUGGUCUCUUAGAGAAGGUUAUAUUUGGGCAGAAGACAAAGAACAUUGUGAGGAAUAUGGUAGAAUGCUUAAUGCAGAUUCAUCAAAAGUAUCAAUGAGGGCUAAGAAACGUGGACUUCCACAGCUAGGAACAUUGGGUGCUGGAAAUCAUUAUGCUGAGAUUCAAGUAGUAGAUGAAAUUUAUGAUAAAUGGGCUGCAUGUAAAAUGGGUAUUGAAGAGAAAAAUCAAAUUUGUGUGAUGAUUCAUUCUGGUAGUAGAGGAUUUGGACAUCAAGUUGCAACUGAUGCACUUGUACAAAUGGAAAAAGCUAUGAAACGGGACAAUAUUGAAACUAAUGAUAGGCAGUUAGCUUGUGCUCAUAUCAAAUCUCAAGAAGGACAAGAUUACUUAAAGGCAAUGGCUGCAGCCGCAAAUUUUGCAUGGGUCAAUAGAAGUUCUAUGACAUUUCUUAGCCGACAGGCAUUCGCCAAGCAGUUCCGGCUGUCUCCCGAUGAGUUAGAUAUGCACGUUAUAUAUGAUGUAUCUCAUAAUAUUGCAAAGAUAGAAGAGCAUAUAGUGGAUGGAAAACAGAAAACACUUUUAGUACAUAGAAAGGGUUCUACAAGAGCAUUUCCACCUCACCAUCCUCUGAUUCCUGUCGAUUAUCAGCUAACAGGUCAACCAGUUUUAAUUGGAGGCACUAUGGGAACUUGUAGUUAUGUUCUUACUGGAACUAAACAAGCUAUGGACGAAACAUUUGGAUCUACUUGCCAUGGAGCAGGUCGAGCUUUGUCUAGAGCCAAGUCGCGUAGAAACUUGAAUUACAUGGAUGUACUAGAAAAACUAGAACAGCAAGGGAUAUCUAUCAGAGUUGCUUCGCCUAAGUUAGUGAUGGAAGAAGCACCAGAGUCUUACAAAAAUGUAACGGAUGUCGUAAAUACAUGCCAUGCUGCAGGCAUUUCCCGGAAAUGUAUAAAAUUAAGGCCGAUCGCAGUUAUCAAAGGAUAAUUGUUCGUAAUAUAUGUACAGAAUUUAUUUAUAAAUGUUAAUCAUGAUUAAAGCCUACAUGGUAAAGCAAAUUAACUUAUAUAUAUCUUAGGUAUCAUUCAUCUUUUGUAAAGUAUGUAA